CGGUGACAUUCCCGGCUCUUCCCGGCCGCUCCGGCUGCUCCCGCGGCUCCGGCUCCUCCGGCCGCCCAUGCCCCGGCCGCUGCCCCCGCCGGGGAGGCCGCGAGGGGCCCAGCCUCGCACAGGGAUGAUUUGUGCUUGUUCUCCCUUCCUUUCCUGCGAGCUGUGGCAGAAAAUGUCACUUACUUUCUCAUUUUGGUUUCUGCUGGCUGAUUGAAAGGAGUCUACCCACAGAAGGGCUUCUGCACUGCUGGAGACCACGUCUAGCUCACCCAGCCCCCUAGACAACGUGCUCAAUGCUUUGAGACUGGAAGGAUCUUGCUCUGCAAUGAAGAUGGAGGCAGCAGGAAAAGCAGAAGAACUUGUUGAUUCAGAAAUUCCACCAAAGAUUUCUGAAAAGCAAGAGACUACUCCUGAUGAAGUCAGGCCUAUAGAACUCGAGACACAACCUCAAAAGGACAGCGUGCCCACUGCAGCAGACUCUGCAGUGCUCUCUUCCAUGCCUUGUUUGCUGAUGGAACUGAGGCGGGACUCCUCGGAGUCUCAGCUGGCAUCUACAGAGAGUGAUAAGCCAGCGGGUGGCCGAGUUUAUGAGAGUGACUCUUCUAAUCACUGCAUGCUUUCCCCUUCCUCCAGUGGGCAUUUGGCUGACUCAGACACGUUGUCUUCCGCAGAGGAGAAUGAGCCCUGCCAAGCUGAAGCCGCCUCAGAGGGAGACCCUUCUGCAGUGUCUGGGGCUGCAGUCGGGAGGAAAUCCAGGAGAUCCAGGUCCGAAAGUGAGACUUCAACAAUGGCUGCCAAGAAAAACCGACAGUCUAGCGAUAAGCAGAACGGCCGAGUUACCAAGGUAAAGGGUCACCGGAGCCAAAAGCACAAAGAGAGGAUCCGGCUCUUGAGACAGAAGCGGGAGGCAGCUGCUCGCAAGAAGUACAACCUGCUGCAGGACAGCAGUACCAGCGACAGUGACCUGACUUGUGACUCCAGCACGAGCUCGUCAGAUGACGAUGAAGAGGUUUCAGGGAGCAGCAAGACAAUCACUGCAGAGAUACCAGCUGGCUUCAGUCGUGCUGGGGGAUCUGGAGGAGCGACCAGGGAAAUUCCAGGAUUGCUUGACAGGGGCACCGUGUGGGAUAGGAACUGCAUAGGCAAUGUCCUGGAAGAGGCCAUGAACUGCUUUGCCGAGAUGCAGAGGCAGACAGAGGAGAAAUUCCGCAUGUGGAUAGAAAAGCUAACCCGUCUUGACACGGACGAAGAAAGCAAGCAACAACUGGAGCCCAGGGAACCUAAAAUCCAACUAGUUGGCCAAAGAAUCCCCCCUACCACACAGUCAGGAGCUUUUGUGCAUAUGCCUGAUAGCCAAGUACUUCCUCAGCAGCCAUUUAAUUCGUACGUGGGCUAUCAAAAUGACGAUGCCACACUAGAGUUUCCAGCAACUUUUAAUAACAAUUUUCCUCCUGUCUUUCCAGAGAAUGGGAAUAUGGCAGAGCCUGAUCUGAAUCAAUCAUAAACUUUAAAAAAAAAUAAAAAAAAAAUAAAAAAAAUAUAAAUAAAUCUGAUCUUUGCAAUCUUGAUGUUAUUUUGGAUUCAGCUAAAAUCAAGGUUUGCUUUUCUCUUUGUAUGUGUUUGUUUUGUUCUCUCUUUUGGGUUUUAUUACCAUGAUAUUGUUUGUUUUUCUUAAUUUAUAGUGAAUAUAUGUAGUUAAAAAAAAAAAAAUCGCAGUAUACCCACCUGCAUGUGCCAGUACACACAUAUAAACACCUUUAGAGGUGUGUGGGGGGAGCCACCCUAAGCUUUCAUCACCAAACUCGAGAAAAUAUAACUUAGAAUCCUUGCCUAGAUGCCCCAAAAGCAGUAGGGCUGUGUUUGCUACAAUAGGAGCAUUCAGGGUAUUCAUCCAGAUGCCCUCUUUGCAUGUUAAAAUGUUUAUAUAAGGAAAAAAGUAUUAUAUUUAAAGAGGUGAAGCACCCUAGAGAUCCAGACUAGAUACAGACCCAUUAGAUUUCCUUAACUCUCUGUUUACUCUCAAGUUUUGCAGCUUGAUCAUGCCACACAUUAGCUUCUUCAUUUUUAGGCAGAACUAAUAAAUAAGCUUACCCUAAAAAUAUAGCUGUCUAUAAGAAGCGUGCCCAGCAGAUUUAAUUCCUUUUUGUCUCCCAUUCAGCAGUUCAUUCCCUGUCCAGGGUUUUUAUCAAUGUGACUGCUGUGUUGCACAUGGCAUAUUUAUGGAGGCAGCUGCCGUAACCCUGCGUGCACGCACAGGCACAUGCACACCCACCUCCGUGUGCUUGGUUUGGGUGCAGGUCAUCUCCACCAGCUCCAGGUGUCUGCUCUGCUGUUCCCUGGGUCUCAGUGGGAAGAGAUCCUGACUGAGGAUGCCUCCUGGCAGUGUUUUUCUCCCCCAUAAGCUGUCCCUAAGCUCACUUAUCAGUGGUCCCUAAGAGAUAACUUUGGGGUGAGAUGAGUCACCCCAACCUGUGCACACGGAGCGGCCGCUGCUUCCUCCUGUAAAUGCAGCCCAGCCACAUCCUUCACGCUGGAAUAAAAACAAUCCUGUCUGCCCUCAGAUAAGCAGCCGUCAGGGGAUGGGGUUGAGCCUCAGCACAGGAAUUUAAAGGAAGGGCUGAUAAGCAAACACCGUGGUGGUCUGAUAGCUGCUGGCCUGAGUCAGACUGGACCACGCAUGAACGCCACUGAAAUCAUUCUUUACUUGUGAUGGGGAAUGCCACAGCAUUGGAUUCAUUUAAGUGAGGCAAGAAUUUGCUGGUUUGUGGGUUCUUUUUUUGUACUAAUAGUUAUCCUGAAUAGGCAGGCUUGAAACUGUGAUGUUUAAAGUAGGAUUAAUUUAAACUAUAUAUUAGCAAUAUUUAGUUCUUACUCUUAAUUGCUACACACAGGGAUUUUUUGCUCACCUCUCCAAUGAGGCCUUCCUUCAUGUGAAGUAACUUCACUGUAGCUACCAAGAAAAUGUAUAUUUAUCAUCAGGUAGAACUUGAUAGAAGUUUCUAAUGAAAAUGAAAUCAAAAUUUUUACAAUGGAAAAUGAAAGUCUGCAGUUUAAGUAAAGAAAACACUUAGGUCUCCUUUAGCUCAGUUACUCUGGCUUUUAAACCACAGUCACUUUUCCCCUAAUUGUUUUAGUUUACUUUCUUUUCCUCCUGUUGGGAGUAACCACAGUAUCUUCCGUAGGUCAGGGGGUUUUUUUACCCUCCCUGAAGUCAGUGGGAGUUUUUCCAUCAAUUUAUGUGACAGUUUGGAUCAAACCUGUAACAGGAACUCAAGAAAUACUUUUUGUUAUCAGUAUAAUAUCGACACUGGUAUUUUAACAUUAUUCUUGUCCUAGACUGACUUUAUUUUUAAGUAUAUGAUGCUUUCAUUAAAAAAAAAAUUAGGUUAGAGACCUGUGUUAUUUUCAGAGUAACUGUUUGAAAGACAAUGCAGGAGAUAAUUUUUAAGUACUGGGAUAAAGUCUUUUCAGAUCACCUUCAUGCAUAAUUUUGAUACACAGAUUUUGAUACGAACUUGCUAGAAAAUGCUCUUGUCUGAAAUUGUGUGCAUAUUAGGUGAAAGUUAAACAAGUUGUUCUAUGUUUGAUUGCAAUUUAAAAGCUUAUCCUCAUCUGUUUAAAAAGAUCUUUCAGGGAAGAGUAUUUGCUGAUAAAACAACCCCCAUCAAAAUGGAUCCUUCUGGUGUUCAUAGAUUAUAUAUAUAUGAGAUAGAUAUAUAUAUAUAUACACAUAUAUAUAUAUAUUUAUAUAUGUAUUUAUAUCUAUAUCUAUAUAUAGAUAUAUAUAUGAUAUAUAUGAUUUAUGAUGAUGAUAAGAGCAAAAUAUUUUAAAGCAUGACAACUUUACAAAUCUUCCCCUGCAUGCAGAAGCAGCUUUUUGCAGUGACUGGUUUAUUUUAAUGUGUAUGUCUAUAAGCAUGCCCAUAGUGUUUUUUGUAAAAUAGUAUAAAUUGAACAUUUAGAUAUUUCAGAGCAAAUUGUGUAAGGAGUUCAGUUGAACUUAUUUAUUUCUCAGACUGAAACACCUUUACAUAUAUAUCUCAUAAAUGGGUAACUUAAUUAGGUAUGUAGCCAGUGAAAUUUCUGCAAAUUUUCAAUGUAUUGGUCAGGUAGUCUUUAAAAAAGAAAAAUAUUGAAAGAAUUCAGUGUAUGAAUAGAUAAAAAAUUGUGUUUGGUUACUGGAGGCAAAAAUUUAAACCUUUUAUUUUUUCCAUCACUGCUAACUGUUGUUUUCAGUGCAAGCAGCUGUGAACAUAAAAGAACAAGCAGAGGAUGAUAGAAGUUGAGCAUACGGACUUUAAAGCUGUAUACUCUUUCUAGGAAAAAAUUAUCUCAAUUCUCCCAGAAGACUGAGGGAAUAGUUCCUAUUAGAUAUAAUUUUAAUUUAAUUUCCCCAUGAAAGCUACCUAGUUGAAGGUGAAAAACACUUGUGCAAGAUCAGUGGCUGUAAAUUGAUUUGUAACAGGUAAAUAAUGUUUCCUUUGGUCACUCCUUCCACUUGGCUCAAAACCAGAGCCAAAUCUUCAGCUUUUCGAAAACCCUCUCCUUUGAAAUGAAAAGUGUGCGCUGAUGUGCACAGCUGGGUAUCCGCUCCAUGAGCUGGUUUUCCACUUGGGGAAAUAGGUUUGGCCUGAGAGGGGAACCCCACCUUUCUGUUGUUAAGGUGUAGUGUAGCCUGCCUGAUGAAGGAUUUGCUCAUAAACCAGGAGCGUUUCUUGCUCUGUGUUCUGAAUCUGGGAGGUGCAGAGCCCUGAAGGAACCAACCUCCAGAUGCCAAUACUAGUGAUGAGUCUGUGUUUUAACUGUGUGUGACAGCCUUUGGCAUAUCUUUCUUUGAGAAAACAGGUUCCCAACACAAAGUUUCAGAUUCUAUUUUUUUUGCCUCCUGGGAAUAUUUUUGCUAUAUUUUUACGACAUGGCUGCAGUUGAGUUUGUCAUGAUUUCCAUUAUGAGCUCUGAUUUUCAAAGGGCUUCAACUAGAAACCCUCAGGGAGUUAAAAUUUCUUCAGAUGAAAUUUUAACAAGUUUUUAUCUUACCCAUUCUGUAUCUCAUGGAAAAUGUCUGACUUAUCAAAAACUACUUUAGGACUAUCAGAAGAAAACUCAUCUACUUUUCAAGCCUGAGUUACAUUUUGAACGUAUGUUUAUGCUCACAACUCAUCAAAGUACUUCAAAUUUAACAAGGAGAAAGAAAUCUACUGAUUUCUCCCCUACAUGCACAGACAUUUAGAGUUUCUCUAAUUGCCCCAGGACUUAUACUUCAGAAUGGUGUAAAGAAACAUUUUAGUUCCUUUAAAGAAUUUUACUUAUGGUUUGAACGGGUCAGAUGCAUCGAGUCAGGUGAGCUGGUGUAGACUGGUGUAAUUCCAGGGAUGAUUGUGCCAGUUUAAACCCCACUGGCCUGUUCAGAAAAUCAUGGAAUGAUUUGGGUUGGAAGGGACCUUGAAGCUCAUCCAGUCCCACCCCCUGCCAUGGGCAGGGACACCUUCCUCUCUCCCAGGUUGCUCUGAGCCCCGUCCAGCCUGAACAGGGACACUUCCAGAAUGGAUGGGGCAGCCAGAGCUGCUCUGGUUCAGGCUCCUAUAUUAUUAUCACCUCAAAUAUUGAAUUAUGUGUUUGCAACAUGGCAGCUGUUCCAGCCUAGAGCAGUGGAGCACCUGUACAACCCCAGAGUUGGGAUUUAGCAGCAGGUGAAACAGCAAUUUUGUUUCACAUGUUUUGUGCAAGUGCAAAAGAAGUAAGCCUUUAUAUAAAGGCUCAGUUUAAAUUUCGCUAAAUGUCAAACUGACAUUGCAGUAAAAGAAUUUCCUUCUAGAAUCAGUCCCUUUUUAGGAGUCCCUGGAAGUCCAGUGGCUUCAGUGUGCAGUGUUUUUGCAGGCUUGCCUCCAGGUUCUUCCAAGGCAUUCAUGCUCCUUUCAGUGGGGUUUUGGUAAGGAAGGUCUUUAGAAAUAAAUAUCUGAAUGGUCAGGUUUUAUUUAGAAAAAAAAAAAAUUAACAUAAAACAAACUCAAGGUAAUGGAACUUUUUUUCAGAUUUUCUAUUACAAAAAUAACAGUGCAGGGAAAACAAAGAGUCAAAAUGUAAAACUUUCAGUGUCAUUUUUAACAGUACUAGGACAAAAUAAUUCAGGCAGAAAACCACAUCUAUUUUUUUAAGCUCAGUGUCUUUUAGUGUUUGUGCAGAACUGUUGGGUUAUUUUAUCUGAGCUGCUAGGGUAAAUACUGGAAAACCAGUCUUUAACUUCAAUGAAAUGGGAUUAUAUUUGGCAGUUACGUUACAAAUUUGAACAUAUUUAUUAUCACUGUUUCCUCUUUUAAUAUAUAUUGUCUCCUUCUGUAUCCACAGGUGUGUGGAUAAAUUUAUAAAUAAUAUUUCAAGGGCAUUAAGAAAUUAAACCCUAGCCCCAUUGAUAGUAGUAGACUUUUUUACUGGUUUUAAUGCCUUUUAUCUCAUUAAAAACUGAACUUAUUCUGCAGUUUUUUUGUCUAGAGAAUCCUCCAGCUGACCUUGAGGGGAGUCUUUGCCUGAUGGGGGGGUGUCAUUCAGGGCAGUUGAGUAGAUGUUUUUAAAAUAAUGGGGGUCUGCACUGUCACCACUGCAGUUACAUGUAGUAGAACAAAUGCACUGUGUGAUUUGUACAGUAGAAGCCAAAACAAUCAGGCUGGUUGAUAGAGAUGGACAAUACCUUGCAAAAUGUGAAGCAAGAAAUUGGUCUUUCUCACAAAUUUCAUUAGUCUCUUGGUGCUAGAUUAGCAAAAUGAAGGCACGUGGCAAAAUAGGCUUAUUAAGUUAGGAGGGAUUUCAAGUGCAGAGCAAUAGAGCAAGGGAUUAGUCUGGACCAUCAGAGGCUGUAUCAGUCCUUCUGUGGAAAGGUGCAGUUUGUGGAAAGUGGGGUAUUUUCUGCAGGGGUGCCUGUUUGCUGCCUUUUCCUAGUGGAAGAUUUGUUAACACAGGGAAUUAUUUACUUUUUUUAACCACCAUGGCUAUGUACAGGUGUGGUGGUUUCCAAAACACUCCUGAGAUACUUCUCCAAGUAAAACUGGGGAAGAGAUCUGGUUGAUACACCUGCUGGUUGAUCACAAAAAAUAGCUCCUGCAAUGAGAUAAAAUGUGGAUGCCACUUCCCAGUAUUCUCAAUUCAUAGCCAUAUUCCAUGUGCCUUUGCUUAAUGCACAAUGAAAAAUGCUUUAUUAAUGUCAUUCAUAAUUUGGUAAAUUAAAUCCAAGAUAUUUUCCAUCUAGUCAUCAAAAAGCCUGAAAGUAUGAAUGUUGUUCAGAAGGACUUGAAUUUUUGAGAUUGCUUUUCAUGUCAUAUAUUAAAAAAUAUCCAGUCUGAGAACAGAUAAUAAUUUAAUCAUGUUGUUUUAAUUUUAUUUUAUUGUUGUGGUUAAAAAAAAACACCAAACAGAAAAGCUUUACUGUGAGAAAUGAAGGAAAAUGUCAGGAAAGUGGAUUCACUGAAAAAGUUCACUUUAUUAUUUUAGAGAGAAUGUUGUUACACUGCUAUUGUUUUUUAUUGUAUUUACAAUGUAUUAUUUGCUUAACCCUGUAAAUUUUGAAAUGUAACUACUGUAACCUGGAAUAAAUAAAUAAAUCUUA
This is a messenger RNA of Poecile atricapillus (Black-capped chickadee), 7597 nucleotides long. RefSeq names its product arkadia (RNF111) N-terminal like PKA signaling regulator 2N (gene ARK2N). Gene Ontology annotation, molecular function: ubiquitin protein ligase activity. Gene Ontology annotation, biological process: ubiquitin-dependent protein catabolic process. Lineage: Eukaryota; Metazoa; Chordata; Aves; Passeriformes; Paridae. The record is from RefSeq and is a predicted model, not a curated record. The transcript is spliced from 4 exons. The coding region runs from base 326 to 1504 and encodes 392 amino acids.